AUGGCCUCCAAAAAGGCGGUACCGACGCCACGCAUCCCGAUCAAGGACAUCUCAUGCUCCGUCAUCUAUGGGAACACUCUAUACACAUACUCUUCAUCGGGAGUUUUGCAGUCGCUGGCGCUUGAAGCUGGUGCAGAAUGGAAGGAACUGCCCAAAGGCGUCCCCGUCACUGGCGGUGUCUGCGUUGGUUCGACUCCGGUAAAGCCUCGAGAGCCCGGGCUCUUCGUUGUUGGUGGCAAAGGUCCGGAUGGAUAUAGGGGACUGCAAAAAUUCACGUACUCGACGGGUCAAUGGGAGACACAGGGUCCAGUGUCAGAGGAUGUCAUGAACAGGUUAGGGCACGGCGCGGCCUACAUCAACAGUACCGAUGCAAUUCUAGUCUACGCCGGCAACAAGGACGGCACCGUACACGCAGGGUCGCAGACCUUUACGAUUGGAGCCUCUGCGCCAUUCGAGGUUCGGUCUUUCCAGUCGGACGGUGUGCCGCCAUUGGCGAAUCCGAUGCUCCUACCGUGGUCAGACAACCAGGCUGCUCUUGUCGGCGGCGAGGGCAACACCAAGAUCAUUCUGUUCAGCCCUGAGGCUGGAGGAUGGAAGGAUUCCGGCGCCACUUUGGCAAACCCCCUUUCCAAGGACGUCUCAGUGAUGCGUGCUGCUGUCGUUGCUGGUACCGAUGGCAGCAAAUCACUCUAUACGUUCGACACCUCGCAAUCCCCCAACCUCGUGACGAGAACGACCUUGAUAGAUGCACAGGGCCAACCGAAGACCAACUCGCCAGCCCUCAGUGCCCGCGCAGAAAACGAAGAUAAUGGCUGGCGACUCAUAGAGAGGCAGGCCGAACAGUGGCCCAAGUACAACUCAACUUUUGCCCCCAAGGCAACCAGGACGAAUUUCGCCCUCGCCCAGGAUCCGAAUGGAAUGAUUGUCCUAGCCGGAGGCACUGAUGGAGAACCCAUUGACAUAUUUAAUGGCCGAGCCAACACCUGGAUGGACACGCCGGGUGUCUUCAAUGCUGACAGCUUGCGCACUCUCGACACCGACUCGACCUCAUCCUCGGUCUCAGUAGUAUCAAGCACCUCAGCGUCCUCGACUCCAUCCUCGACCCCAUCUUUCACCUCGACCUCUACCUCUACCUCUACCUCUACCUCCGUAAUCUCCUCAGCCACUCUCUCAUCAUCCUCAGAACCAACCCCCGUAGCUGGAGCAGGCGUGCCAGCCAACAAAUCCGACUCUUAUUCGUCUAUUCCCCCUGUCAACACCAUUCUUGGUGCUGUUCUGGGAACGACUGCGGCAGUUCUGAUACUUCUCGGCAUUCUCUACUGUCUGCUUCGCAGAAAGAAGAAGCGGGAUGAGUUGGAGGCCGGUCACGCAAGGAGGGACAGUAGCUUGACACCCCUCAACGAAAAGAGCGGCGCCAUUUAUGCUGCCGAUAGCCUACCCCGCGGACCAACCAACGGUACUUUCAGAGGACAUCAGCAGCAGGACUCUCACGGUUCUUUCUCAUCCAUUGCUAUCCUCAUGGGCAAAGUGAAUCAGCCGCAUAAGCAGGCUGCUGUCCAGAGAAACCCCAGCAAGGAAUCCAAGCGCAGCUCCCAGAGCAGUAUACUCAACUCUGCAUUCAAGAAAUCCAUUAGCAACCCGAUUCCGCACCCAGCAAGCCCGAACCCAUUUGCCGACCCGGCGCCACCCAUGCCACAGGCACAGAUGAGAGAUGAGAAGGGUGGAACAAUUGUGUUCAGCAAUGAUGUUGGCGAGCCCAGACCACGCCCAGCUAGGCCGGACAGACCCGAUGGCACUAGGCGAUCGUCUGGAUGGAACCGGUACUGGUCCGGAGGGAGCACGCUGAACAUCUUGGGAUUCGGUAGUGGUGCAAGCAAGCGCACCACGGUGGCUUCUGACUCAAGCAGUCGGUAUUCAGCAAACGUGCAAAACCGCAUUACUCAAGACUCGGCAACCGUGCCCCAUCUUGCUGUAGGCGGAAACAGGCUACCCGAGCCCACGCCCGAGUUUCAACGCGUCAAUUCAGCAUCACCUACCAUAUCUGCUUCGCCUCAACUCGGACCAGGCAUGAAGGGCAGGAUCGAAAGACCCACUAGCACAGGCUCGGAUCGAUCUGGCUACUCAUCAGGGAUUCCCGCCAGCGUUCAAGAUAACUGGGACCCUACUGGCGCCGGUCAGGCCUGGGGAUCCAACAGGGCGCCGAGUAGUGCGUACAACUACAACAGCGCAUAUAAUAGCGUCUACAGCACAGCACUCGCACCUCCGUCUACCUCAAGUUCGAGGCCGGCGCUCCCUUCGGGCGUGAGCACACAACCGCAGCUCGCAAUGGCGGCGAACAGCUCCGACAUGUCCUGGUUGAACCUGGGCGAGGACAAGAAAAAGAACUUUCACUGA
Messenger RNA from Pyricularia pennisetigena, 2394 nucleotides. RefSeq lists its product as uncharacterized. Bases 1 to 2394 code for a protein of 797 amino acids. The record is from RefSeq and is a predicted model, not a curated record. The transcript has a single exon. NCBI's taxonomy places the organism in Eukaryota, Fungi, Ascomycota, Sordariomycetes, Magnaporthales, Pyriculariaceae.